CCUUGGAGACGGGCGACACGUGAUGUGUCUACUUAUCAGGGUUUGAGAGAGAGAGAGAGAGAGAGAGAGGGAGAGCGAGCGAGCGAGCGAGAGAGAGAGAGAGACGGAGAGGAGAUACAGAGAGGAGAGAGAGUCGAAAUAAGUGAGACUUUUUUAGCCCGGAGUCUCUCAACUCUUUCCUCCCAUCUUCCUCGUUCGAGAAGAAGACGGGAAACGAGGAAAGUAGGGAGUUGGCGAACUUUGCACAUCCUCAGAAACGCCAUUUUGAUUCCUCUCCGGAACAAGUUUUGCAGUUUUUUUUUUUUUUUUCCCCUCUUCUCAGUCCAUCAUCACUACUCACCAUCAUCACCACCAUGUCUCGGCGCAAGCAGCCCAACCCCAACAAAGUCAAGCAGAUGGAAGGCGCUUCCGAAGACAAGCGGCCAGGCGACACUGUCAGCGCGGCGCUGAGCACGGACACGGAGGAGCAGUCGGAGGAGAAGGAGGAGCAGCCCUCCAGUCAGACCCAAGAGGAGGAGGAGAACGGAGGUAAGGACGGCGAGCCCACGAAGCAUCCCGGGGAAGGGGAGGACCGGGUGGAGCUGUCCUCCAUCAACUCCAUGCUGUCUGCCGUGAUGAACGCCAGCCAGCUCAAUGGACAGCUCAGCUCCGCCUCCACCACACCCCCCAAGACACCUGUCAAGUCUCCCGGCCCGAGUCGCGUGGGGAGACGGAACCAGGAUGGGAAGGAGGAGCGUUCAUCCUUCAUCUGUCCCCUGUGUGAGAAGAACUGCCUGACCCAGCACCAGCUCACCAUGCACAUCCGACAGCACAACGCGGACAACGGGAGCACGGACCACUCCUGCAGCAUCUGCGGGAAGGCCUUGAGCUCAGCCAGCUCGCUGGAUCGCCACAUGUUGGUGCACAGCGGAGAGCGGCCGUACAAGUGCUCCGUGUGCGGGCAGACCUUCACCACCAACGGCAACAUGCACAGGCACAUGAAGAUCCAUGACAAAGACCCCAGCAGCGCCGUGAACUGCAGCCCCCCGUCUCCCACCAAGCGCCGAAGACCCUCGGCGAAGAGGAAACCCAGCCUGGAAGAUGAGGCAGAGCGAGGGGACGAGCCGCCUAACAAGAAGAGUUCAGAGGACAACCUAUCGGAGAAGGACGGCACCAAAGGUGAGGACGAGUUGGUCCACUGCCCCAUCUGCUUCAUGACAUCCAUCCCCAAGAACGAGCUGGAGUCGCACAUGGAGACGCACCCGGACGCCUCGCUCAGGUGCGACAUGUGCUGCGUCACCUUCCGCACCCACCGCGGCCUCCUGCGCCACAACGCCGCCAUCCACAAGCAGCUCCCCACUGACCCCGCUGGGCGCCCCUUCAUCCAGAACAACCCAUCCAUCCCCCUGGGCUUCAACGACCUGGCCUUCAUCGACUUCUCCUGCCGCAAGUUUCCCCAGAUUGCCCAGGUCUGGUGCGAGACGAAUCUGCGACGGUGUUCCAGCAAGUUCCAUCGCUUUGUCUGCGACACCUGCAACAAGGCCUUCCCUCUGCAGUCCGCCUUGGACCUGCACGCAGCCACUCACGGCGCCGAGGGCGCGGCACAAGAGGAAGCCACGCCCGUGUCGCAGAAGGACGUGCCGCCCACCGAGGAGAAGGCCAGCUUCAUGGAGUCGCUGGGCUUGAAACGUGUCUCGGAGGUGAAGCCACCCCCCACAGAGGACGAAACUUUACAGGCCACACUGGACAGCAUCCGCUUCAUCCGCGUGGAGCCAUCCAUGUCCAGCCUACCUCAGGAGGCCAAUGGAAUCAGUCUUCCCCUGUUGGACCCAGCCUCGCUCCAAAGCCUGUCCCAGGUGGGAACCCUGAGCUUUCUGUCAUUGCAACCCUUCCAGCAGGGUUUCAUCGUGCAGCCCGACAACAGUGUGGUGGUCAAGCCCAUCAGCGGCGAGAGCACCGUGGAGCUCGCCGACAUACAGCAGAUAUUGAAAAUGGCAUCCUCUGCCCCCAACCAGUUCACCCUGCCGCCCCUCUCUAAGGCCCCAUGCAACCCCACGCAGACCAGCUGCAAGCAGAUGCCUCCACUUAAACCAAAGCCUCUGGUGGCGCCACGUACCAGCAUGACUGCCUCCACACCGCCACCUCUCAUGAACACCCAGCAGGCCUCAUCCUGCUGCCUCAGCCCCAGCCUGCCUCCUCCAGCCAACCAGCUACUCAGGACCCCCGAGGAAUCCUCUUCCUCCUCCUCCUCCUCCUCCUCCUCCUGUAGUCAAGACAUGGAGAAGGCUCAGCUGGAGGGAGAUCCCACAAUGCCUGUGGAGGCAGAAGAUCGGAAAAUGGCGCAGGAGGUGAAGGAGGCGGCCGCAGCGGGAGGGAAGAAGGGGAGCUGCAAAGGCACUUACCCGUGCCGUUUUUGCGACCAAUCCUUCCCUUCCUCCGCAGUCCUUCAGACUCACAUGCGCUUCCACCUGGGCGCCUCGUCCUACCAGUGCACUAUCUGUGAAUAUGCCGCCCCCGAUAAGGCCACGCUGAUCAGGCACCUGCGCACCCACAGCGGCGAGAGGCCGUACGUUUGCCGCGUUUGCCACUACCCGUUCACCGUCAAGGCCAACUGUGAGCGUCACCUGCGCAAGAAGCACAUGAAGACCAUCCGCAAGGACAUCGAGAAAAAUAUAGAGUACGUGUCCACUGGCCCCGGCAGCCUCGACACCACCCUGGACUCGCUGGACUCCUCGGGUGGCCAGACGGUGUGCAGCUUCUGCGGCGAGGACCUGAAGAGCUACAGGGCCUUGCAGAUCCACCUGCGUACCCACAACGGUUGCCAGCGCAAGCCCUUCGAGUGUGGCCGAUGUGGGGCGGCGUUCUUGGCCAAGCGGAACUGCAUCCACCACUUGUUGAAGCAGCACCCAGAGGUGCAGGAGCGAGAGAUUGAGAACUACAUCUCCAGCUCGCUGCCCAGUGCCGCCGCCUCUGUGUCCCAGCCGUGCGAAACUCCCCAGAACGGAUUGCUCAGCCAGCCUGUCAAGGUGGAGGACUUGAGCUUCUAUGCGAGUGACCCAGACCAGCCGCUGGACUUCUCCAGUAAGGGUCAAGGGAAGAGUGGAGCCGUUGGGGACUCCUGUGGCAUCAAGCAGGAGAGACUCCAUUCUCCGCAGGUCUCUCCUUACGACUGGUCCAUGGAACCCAUUGACCUCUCCAUCCCCAAGAACCCUGAGAAGAAGCUGACGAAAAACAUCGCUGCAGCCUCCCUCCCUGUGCCAGCAGUGGAGAUCAAGAAGGAGCAGCUGUCCCCCAACACCGACCACAUUUGUCCCCACGACAAGUUUUUGGAAGAGAAGCCCCGACCCCUUGCCCCCUACCACAUUCCUAUUCUGCCUUCUCCCAGCAAUGGCCCCCUGAAUGCCAGCAGAGCUGCAAGGCUGAAGCCUCUGCUUCCCAAACCAAGCUCAACAGCCUCCACCUCCAGCAAGGAGCUUCCGCCUCUGGCCUCCAUUGCACAGAUCAUCUCGUCUGUGUCGGCCGCCCCUGUGCUGCUCAAGAGGGAGAGCACUCCCAGCAAUCCCUGCGGCGUCAAAGGGCUCCAGGUGGACGCGGAACCGGUCGGCAAACACCAGUCCGCAGGCGCGGGUAGCCCUGGCACCACCUCCACAGAUGAGUCCCAGGACAGCUGCAAAAAGAGGGGCAAAAAGAGGCCCCAUCCCACCAGGGACCAACCCGAGAACAGCCUGGCGGAGUCGGGUGCGGCCGGCGGCGUUGACCUGGAGUCCAGCGGAGAGUUCGCAAGCGUAGAGAAGAUGCUGGCCACCACCGAUGCCAACAAGUUCAGCCCCUACCUGCAGCCCAGCAGGGUGGCACCCGCGAAGGAGGAGCACGAGAGGCCCUCGACCAGCGAGGACGAGAAGGACGGCCAGGACGACAAGCAGAGGCUGCGGCCGCAGACCAAGGGGAAGAAGAACGCGUACUCCAACUCGCUGCAGAAGAUGACGUGUCCCUACUGUCCGCGCGUCUUCCCCUGGGCCAGCUCCUUGCAGAGACACAUGCUCACGCACACAGGUCAAAAGCCGUACCCCUGCCCCCAGUGCGACGCCUUCUUCUCCACCAAGUCCAACUGCGAGCGCCACCUGCUGCGCAAGCAUGGCAUCGCCAACCGCACGCUGCGCCACAACGGAGCUGCCGCCAAGCCCAAGGCGGACGAGGCCUCACCUGAGAGCGCAGAGAGCACGUCAGACACCGAGCCUGCUGCGGGAGAAGCUCUGGACCUGAGUGCCAACGACCCGAAGCAAGCGAACGCCGAUUCGAAGCAGCCCGUCUCGGAGGGGGAGACGCCUGCCCCGGAGCAGCCCGGACACCAGGGGGAGCCGGAGAGAAACGGAGAAUGCGGCGGAUCAGAGGGCGGCGAGAGCCACCCUGAGGAACGCGACGACGACUCCCAGAGCAACAAAAGCCUGGACCUGAACUUUGGCAGAAAGCUGAUGGACUUCAAAUUCUCAGAGGGAGGAGAGCAGCAGCAGGCGGCCGCAGGGUGCGCCUUGGCCCCGGAGACCAGCACGCAGGAGGAGUCCCAGCUCAGCUGCGGGAGCUGCGGGAAGCACUUCCGGUUCGCCGCCACUCUGCUCCGGCACCAAAAGGCACACCUCCCCGAGAACCAGGAGGAGGAGAGCAGGAAGGCCGGCGAGCAGGUCUCCGGCACCCAGCCGGAGGAGGCGGCCGAGAGGGAGGAAAAAGAGAAGAAGGGAACGGCGGAGAGCGAGGAACACGGCAGCGGGGCGGACAGCGUGUCGGAGGAAGAGGAGCAUGACAAGGAGGAGAGGAGCGACGAGGAGGGCGGAGCCACAGAACCAAAGAGCGGCGAUGGGGAGCCUGGGAGCAAAGCGGACAAGAGGAAGAAGGUGUGCAGCGUGUGCAAUAAGCGCUUCUGGUCUCUGCAGGACCUCACCAGACACAUGCGCUCUCACACAGGGGAGAGGCCGUACAGGUGCCAGACCUGCGAUCGCACCUUCACCCUGAAGCACAGCCUGGUGCGGCACCAGCGCAUCCACCAGAAGCCCAGAGGGGAGGACGAAAGAGGAGAAGGCGGAGCCUCUGGGGCCAACGGCACGACGGGCGAGGAGGAGGGGGCCAGCAGCCGCUCGAGCAGCGAGAGCGAGUCCGUGCCGCGUAGCGCCAGCCCCGCCUCCGAGAACGAGGGCGAGGCAGCGAGGGUGGAGCCGGCUGGAGAGGGGGCGGAGCCAACCGGCCCGGCAGGGGAGGAGCUCCUCCAGGCAAGGGAUCCCACCCAGUCCCCGGAGGAACCCCUAACAGAGCCCUCUGCCCAAGAGGCCGCGGGCGCUCCCACGGAGCCGUCGGGAGACUACAUCGAGGGCUUGCUGAAGAUCCACAGCAGCGCACCCCUGGAGCACAUCCUUCCCGCAGGCGAAGCCCAGAUGGUGGGCGUCGAGUGAUGAAGAGGAGCACUGUGACAGACUGGCCCAAGAGGAGCCAGAACCAGCACCAGAACCAGUGCCAUACAACAAGUACCUUCUAAUGCAACAAACUGUACAAAAGAAGAAACCAAGAACACCAUGUUUCUUAGUGCCUUACUACUAUAUUUUGCUAUAUAUGUGGAUCAAGACGUAUUUCUUGGGCAACAUUGUUAUUACGUAGCAUUUUUAUUGUAAUUAUUUUUUCUUGACAAUUUAAAAUGUUGAUGAAAUCAAGCAUUUAGUGAUUUUGACUUGUAUUUGCAUUUGUGGAGGCUGACGGAAAAAUGCUAACAAAUGACACAUCUGGAGCUGGGCGGGAAUUAAGGCUUGAAAAUGAUCAUGUAACUGGAAAACUGCACAGAAAUCAGUCACAGGGUCUCCAAAGGACAUCCCACCCUCCCCCUCACCCUCCCCUUACCUCAGCUGGACUGUCGAUUGAGGGACGUUGAGGACGUUUCCUGUCUCACGGAAGUGAAUGAAUAAGCUGGGCUGUGUUGUGCAAGAGAAUGUUCUAGAGUGAGAUGUAGCUGGGUCCUCCUUUUAAGUAGUUUUUUUUUGUUUCAACAAGAUGUUCUGUAUUCAGUCUGGUGAUUUCCCCCCCACCCCCCCCCAAGAGACAAAUAAUUUGUUUUAUGGUAUUUUUCUUUCCCUCCCCAACGAAGCUCUCGCCCUCAGUCUUCCAGCUGCGCUCACCCAACGGGGAUCUCCAGUGCUUUGGAGCCAUUUCAUUCUCGAGCAGCUGAUGGAUUCCAUACGCUGCUGCGCGAUACGGAGGAGACGCGUGUCUGCCGAGGGGGGUAUGGGCGGGACAGCCCGCCGACUCCCUGUCCUCUGACGUCUUCCCAACCCUUCCAAACCACGAGGCCUUAACGUGGGAAUCCUGGGUGAUCUGGACAGGCCUGGACUCUGAGAUGUUUCUGUGUCUACUUGAACGUUGUCACCCUGCUGUCCAUUACCCGGGUGCGGUACCACCCGUCCUGUUGCCUUCCGGAACCUCUGCCAGGAGGGAUCUGAUCUGAAUCACAAUCCCAGCUGAUGGGCUGGAUUUUGCUUUUUAUUACUGCUUUUUUGAUACUUUUUUAAAGGAACCUCAUAGACAGACAAAAAAAACCUCAGUGUGCAUAUAAAUAAUGUAGAAAAGAUGUUCCGAGGCUGAACGUCAACAGUUAUGAAAUGGAAAUGAGUCGCAUGUCCAGCCUAACGCUGGCAGUGUCUGGCACUAACCAAAACGGCCACAACCGCAAAGAGAGGCACCGUGAGACUGCAAAGGAUUAGAAACAAGUCGAGCUGCGAGCAAAAACAAGGCAGGAUGAACAACGCGUGGUUCCGGAACGCGCGAUGGGAAAGCUGGCGUUUGUGAUGGGACGUGAGCGACCGCAGCCCCGGUUGGCGACGCUGCCGUGAUUGCAACGGACCUCACAGAUGAGCAGCGGGAAUGCCGCUGGAGUUGUGGGCUCGAGUCUCGGGCACGUUCCCCAUCGAGCUCGGCACAAACGCUUAACUCUCCAUGGUCACUGAUUGAGGACAUAAAUGCAGUAUUGAGGUAAAAGACCCAGCUUUCCCAUCAGCCGUUCGACCUCACGUAUGAACGUGUGCGUGUGGGCGCGCACACAUAUAGAUUCCAAUUAGGAUUACAUACUGACUGAUUUAAAUAUAUUUAUUGAGGACCCAGAGUCUGGUGAGAAGUGACCUGAGAAGCCAUUUAUCACUUUUAUGCUGCAGAGAGAAAUCGGUAGAUCUCCAAUUGACAACCUGAGAUGCCUAUUAGCAAUAAUCACUAUUGAUUAUAAAGCUUUAUGUAGACGUUAAUCUAUGUUUGUAUGAAGUGUGGUUUCUUGUUAAUAUUAGUCUGACACAAAUAUAUAAAUAAAUUUAAAUAUAUAUUAAAAACUGUGAAAAGUAUGUUUUCAGCAAUGGGUGACACUUAGGGUAGGUUUGCAUGGUAAUUAAUUUUUUUCUGUUUUUCCUUUAAUCCUUUUUCUUUCUCAGGGCUUUUACAGAUUAUGCAUAUUCGAUAUUUUUAUCUUAACUAGCAAAAAUUCUUCCAGUUUGAUUUGUUUUAAUUCAAUCACUACAUUCAGCACUUGACUGUGAAUCCAGACAUGAGGGGAACAUACUGCGUUUUGAACUUAUUCAUACAGAAUGUCCCCACUGACAAUCUCAUUAAUAUUCAGCUGUAAUUGUGCCCGUUGAGCACACCUACUUUUUGCCACUUUCCGUUCCCCGUCUUCGAUGUGAGUGUGAAUCUGGGAUAUGUUAACCAAUGAGUCGACCCGUUGAAUUACUGUUGAAGUACUGACUAACUGUUCAAAGGGAAUAUGCUGCAUUGCUGCUCGAACCCACACCGCAACAGGUUAAGGACCUGCCAGGUCGUCUGGUACUCUACUGCUCAUCCACAUGACGUUGUAAAGUGCUUCAAAAAUGCAAGCUGUUGUGUACUGAAAUCAUUUAAACAAUAAAGGUAUAUUAAAGAA
Molecule: messenger RNA, 7915 nt
Organism: Scleropages formosus (Asian bonytongue)
Lineage: Eukaryota; Metazoa; Chordata; Actinopteri; Osteoglossiformes; Osteoglossidae
Gene: rreb1b
Product: ras responsive element binding protein 1b
Exons: 12
Coding region: 354-5420 (1688 amino acids)
Biological process (GO): regulation of transcription by RNA polymerase II
Cellular component (GO): nucleus
Molecular function (GO): DNA-binding transcription activator activity, RNA polymerase II-specific; RNA polymerase II cis-regulatory region sequence-specific DNA binding
Source: RefSeq, a predicted model, not a curated record